AUGACUUCAUCGGAAUUCGAAGAAGGUGAUAUAGCCUUGAGUUUUGCUUUAGCGAUUGAGGAUGAUUUAAAGAAGAGAACAGAGAUUCUACUUUGCGAAAACGGUAACAAUCUCGAUGUUACUUUCGAAAACAGAGAGAGAUCAAGUGCACAUUUUGUUCAAGGUUUUGAGGAUAUGAUCUCUGUUCCACACAAUGUUUUCUUCAACACUAUGAAGUUUGAAGACCUCGACGCUCUACUCCGUGGCAAAGAGAAUAUAUGCAUUGACGAAUGGAAAGCAUACAUGGAAUAUGAUAAUUUUGAAGAAAACGAGACUCUCAUCAAAUGGUUUUGGAAGAGGAGACAGAAUCUGCUCUUCUUUUGGAGAGCAAAGAAAUAUUUGCCUGUGGAAGGCUUCAAGGGUUUCCCAAGUAGACUUCGAAUCAGCAGAGUGUACAAAGAUGACGAUAACGCUUUCCCCGAGUCUGCGACUUGCCUUUUAGAACUGUAUCUUCCACAGUAUACGAGUUUUGACAAGAUGGAAUAUCAGGUUAUGUACGUCACAGAAAGAGCUAUCAGUACUGGUUUUGGUUUGUUGUGA
This is a messenger RNA of Arabis nemorensis, 579 nucleotides long. Lineage: Eukaryota; Viridiplantae; Streptophyta; Magnoliopsida; Brassicales; Brassicaceae. The record is from the annotation of a GenBank genome assembly.